Molecule: messenger RNA, 556 nt
Organism: Lepidothrix coronata (blue-crowned manakin)
Lineage: Eukaryota; Metazoa; Chordata; Aves; Passeriformes; Pipridae
Product: coiled-coil domain-containing protein 96-like
Exons: 3
Coding region: 23-556 (177 amino acids)
Source: RefSeq, a predicted model, not a curated record
CCCGCGGAGCCCUCAGGCUGCCAUGGCGGCGGAGCCGCUCCCGGGGCCGCUCCCGGCCGAGCCCAACCCCUUCUCUUUCCGAGAGUUCGUCCGCACCAAGGCCCGCGGCGGCGGGGCGGGCGAAGCCCCCCAGGCGGCGCCGCCCGGGCCCGUCGCGCUCCCGCUUCCCGCAAUGCCCACAGAGGUGGGGGGUGAGGAAGAGGAGGAGGAGGAGGAGGAGGAGGAAGAGUGGAGCGAGAGCUACCAGCCGCUGGCCGUGGAGCGGGCCCACCUCGCUGCCGCCGGACCCGCCUCGCCCUCCGCCGGCUCCUUCUGCUUGGCCGCCCCCGGAGCCCCCCCGGGCCCGGGCUGUGCUCCCUCACGGCAGCCCAGCUACGAGCAGCUGAAAGAAGAGAAUGCCACUUUGAGAAGCAAGAUCAGUAAACUUCAAAUUCUCUCUGAAACCCAAGCAGACAAGUGCGUAAGACACAGUGUGGGGGAAAUAACCAUCCAAGGAGCUGGAUUAAAAGAGGGGCUCACUGGGAACAGUGUCCUUAAAGAAAUAAAAUGUAGUUGA